Messenger RNA from Microthlaspi erraticum, 570 nucleotides. Lineage: Eukaryota; Viridiplantae; Streptophyta; Magnoliopsida; Brassicales; Brassicaceae. The record is from the annotation of a GenBank genome assembly.
AUGACGAAGCUAGUAACACCGGGAGAUAAACUCGGCAAUGCGACUCAGUUUAAAGCCGGCAAAGGAGCUUACAUCAACGACAAUACCAUCUACGCUUCCCUCAUAGGAUCCUUCCAAAUUGUUUCUCCUCUUCCUGAAUCCCUUGACCAGAGAGCCAUUGUAGAAGUUAUAGGUCACAAAGCACAUGGACUUAUUCCAGAACCUGGCUCUGUUGUCAUAGCAAGAGUGACUAAAGUUGUGGCUAAGAUGGCUUCUGUUGAUAUCUUGUGUGUUGGUUCAAAGGCCGUUGGUGAAAAGUUUGCUGGCAUCAUCAGGCAACAAGAUGUUAGAGCAACAGAGAUUGACAAAGUUGAUAUGCAUCUGUCCUUUCGUGCCGGUGACAUUGUUAGAGCUAUGGUUCUGUCUCUUGGUGAUUCAAGGGCUUACUAUUUGUCAACUGCUAAGAAUGAGCUUGGUGUGGUCUCAGCAGAAAGUGCUGCAGGUGAGACAAUGGUUCCGAUAAGUUGGACUGAGAUGCAGUGUCCCUUGUCAGGCCAAACCGAGCAAAGAAAAGUUGCUAAGGUGGUUUAG